UUUUAUUUUAUUUUAUUUUUUUUAAUACAAAAAAAGUUGAAUUGAUCAAUUUUACACUAUUCAAUCAGUAUUAUGCCACAUAAAAGAGCAAAAGCUAGUGUUCGUAAAGCAAGAAAGGCUGAGGUUGACUUACCAGUAAAGAAAGAUGAAACGAGUAAUGAUGAUACACCAAAGGGAUUUUUCCGUUUAUUAAAAUUUAAAGAAAUGGCUUUAAAAAAACAAAAGGAGAAAAAAGAAGCAAAAUUAAAUCGUGAAAGAAAUGAUGAACAAAAUAAGCUUUCAAUUCAACCAGGUGAAAAAUUAAAAGAUUUUGUACAAAGAGUAGAGUUUGAAUAUCAAAAGGAUGUAAUAUCAGCACAAAAAGCAGCAAAACCGAUAAGUGAUAGAAAAAAGCGUAAUCGUGAAUUACGAAAACAAAAAUUAGCUGCAAAGCGUCAAAAAGAAUUAGAAAUGUAUGGUGGACGUGAUUUUGAUGAUUUGAAAGAUAAUGUUAAAUUUGGUGAAGUAGCUGAUGCGCCACCUGUAUUUAAUAAAUUACCAAAGGCACGCGGGCGUGGUAAAGAGAUGCUUGAGUCUAAAACUAAACAAGCUAUUUCAUCGUCAUCUGGCACCGAAAAGAAAGAAACGGGUUAUGAAUCAGAAGAAGAUGAAAACAUGAAAUUACUAAAGGCAUCACAUAAACGAAAACUUCAAAAUAUGAGUGCAGCAGCACGUAUACAAUUAGAAAAUGAGCGUGAAAAGGCGAUUGAAGCGUAUCGAGCAAAGAAAGCGAAGAAAAUGAUGGGAUCUGGAUUCUAAUGUUUUUGUGUAUAAAUAACUAUAUUUUUUUCUAAAAUUAAAACAAUAAAUAAUUAAAAGCCGCUGCUGUCAAAUUUAAUAUUUCAGGGCAGUAAUCUAUAAACGUAUGGAUUUUAUCGGAACAAAAAGAGAUAUCAGAUUCUAAUUUUGAUAACAAACAAACGAAUAUUAUUCGUUUUAAAGAUCUAGACCAACUUCUUUGAACUACCGUCAGUCUAAGAAAGAUUUUUUUUUUGUUCUUAGACGCAUAAAAUAUCUUUAUUUUUUCCCCUCUUCUUCU
Messenger RNA from Cokeromyces recurvatus, 1078 nucleotides. RefSeq lists its product as uncharacterized. The record is from RefSeq and is a predicted model, not a curated record. Bases 73 to 798 code for a protein of 241 amino acids. Lineage: Eukaryota; Fungi; Mucoromycota; Mucoromycetes; Mucorales; Mucoraceae. The transcript is spliced from 4 exons.